GCUGUUGACAGUUCUUGUUGUCUGCGAUACAUGUAGUUGUCAUCGUCGUCAUAAUAAAACAAUGUCAAAGUAUCUUGCAUAAAAUAAAUUAAAUAGAUAAAUUUUCCUGCCUGUUUUGUCCAUGACUACUUCAACAAUUCCACGAAUUAGAAUGCGAAAAUAGUCAACAAACAAUUGUCGAUAGAGAAAGAACGUUUUUAGUUUUGUUUCGGUUGGUGUAAUUUGUUAAAGUGAUUUUACGAAAACCAAAACAUUCACAAACAUGGAAACGAGCCGUGAAGAGAUGUGUAAAAGUCUGACCGAUUGGUUUUUGGUUUUCUAUAAUGAAAAUUGCAUUUCACAAGAUCAACACGAGAAAAACUAUUUGAACGAUUUGACUGAUGGAGCAGCAAUGGCGAUUGCAUUGGAAAAAUUGGCACCCGAUUAUUUUACAGAUACAUGGUUUUCCAAGUUUAAAGUUAAUGUGGGCGAUAAUUGGCGCAUCAAAGUGAGCAAUUUGAAAAAACUCAUCGAAACCGUCACCGAUUAUUACAGUGACGUAUUAAACAUUACACUGAACGAGUUCAUUUGUCCAAAUGUGGUGAAAAUCGGCGAAAAAGGCGAUAAAUGUGAACUGGGACGAUUUUUACAAUUGAUUUUGGGAUGUGCAAUUAACUGUUCUUCGAAAUUGGAUCAUAUCCGUCAAAUCAUGGAGUUGGAAGAGUCACUGCAGCGCAAUAUAAUGCAAGCAAUCCAAGAAUUGGAAUCAUCAUAUCAAGGUGCAAUGGCAUCAAAAGCCUCUUCGAUUAGCAAUUUUGAUACCAAAUCCAUUCAAGAAGACCGUGAUCGAUUGGCACAGAAGUGUCACGAAGCCGAAAGACAAAUCGCACUCCUAUUGGAGGAAAAGUUGCAAAUGCAACAAGAAUUGAAUAAACUGCAACGCGAAGUUGAUGUGUACGAAAAUCCAAAAGGUGCUUUAAUCGGUGAUGAUGGUGCAUCACUUGGGCCAAUGUUGCCCGGAUCGAAUCGACACAACGAUUUGCGCCGUCAGAUCGACGCACUCAAGGACGAUUUACUGCAAACGGAGGCGCAACGCGAUGAUUUUAAGAUCAAAUCGAUUCAAUUGGAGGAAGAGCUGGUGGUUGUUAGACUUAAAUUGGAUGAAUCAAGCCAAGCUCAAAGUGAAUUAUCACAGUUGAAAGAUGAAUUGGAUGCCCUUCGUGAGGCGAAUGAUAAGCUGAAAGUGAGUGAAGCGCUCAUAUCUACAUACAAGAAAAAACUCGAAGACUAUUCCGAUUUAAAGCGUCAAGUAAAGCAACUCGAAGAGCGCAAUGCUGAUCUUACACAGCAAACAAUGCACAAAGAGGAAAAUGUGAAGAAGUUAUCGGCACUCAAAGGUCAAGUUGAGCUGUACAAGAAGGAAAUUCAAGAAUUGCACUCACGUCUCGAUACAGAGAUCAAUAAGUGUGUUAAGAUUGAGUUUGAGUUGAAUAAUUCAAACGCAAAAUUGACUGCGUUGCAACGAGAGUACGAGAAUUUGACCAUUGAACGUGAUUCACUGUUGGAGCAAUGUGAUCAAUUGCGAUGUUCACAAGGAAUGUCGACCGAUGGUGAUCGCAAUGCGAUUUCAAAUGAAUUGACUUCGCCAGCGCAACGGGAGAGAAUUCGUCUGUUGGAAGAAGAGAAUAAGGCAUUGCGUGAAGGACAAGGUGGCCAAACGGCACUCGCUCAAAUGCUCGAGGAUGCUAAUCAGCGUUCGGAGAAACUUCGAGAGCAAUUGAAAGCGGCCAACCAGAAAAUACUCACACUAUCGGCUCAAAAUAGUUCCGAUGGAAGUGAUACUGGGAAAGCCGCCCAGCAAAAGGAAUCACUUGAAAGCAACGAUCAAAAAGGUCUACAAAGUGAAAAUGGACGAUUGCAGAGCAAAUGCUCACAACUGGAAGCAUCACUGAAUGCACGCGAACAAGAGAUAAUCACACUCGAAACGAAAUAUCGAAAAUGCGUUGAGAAGGCCAAGGAUGUGAUUAAAUGCUAUGAACCACGUUUAAUCUCGGAUUCACCACAAAUGACUGAUAAAAACCCGGACAGUGAGAAUGAAUUACUUGUUGCUUCAUCACAUUCACAACCGACGAUGAGUCCUCUCGAGGAGCGUUUGAUGGCAACUGCAUACCAUAAUUUGGCUGUUUCAUGUCAACGCGAUGUGGUCGAUGCACGUUUAGCCUUGAUUAAUGCUGGUGGUCAAAGUUUCUUGUCGCGACAGCGUCAACCUCCUACCCGAAAAACAUCGCUGAACAAACGAACCAAAUGACUGUAGUCACACAAACGCAAUCUCUGCUUUAUUUUUUAUUUUUAUUUUCACUUUCAUCACCAGAUCAAGUUUUCUUUUGCUUUUAAAAAAGUCACCCGAAAUUUGUAAAAGAGCUUUCACCGAAGAAUUGUCACAAAUUGUUUUAAGCCUGUAUUACAUACAUCAUAUGUAUUAUAACAUAUUUUCUGUUUUCCAAAUUGUUAAUAUUUUAUUGUAUGAAUUUUAUAAUUAUUGGCACCACACCGUUUUCUUCUUAAGUAGUGCUCAAUUCAAGCAAAACCAGCCAAUUAUGAACCAAAUCGCACCCGAACCAGACGUAAUCCCACGAUACUGUUGAGAUCGAACAUAAAGACAUUUAUUUUUCCAUUAACAAUAAAAUGUUAUUACAUGAGCUAUUAUUCAAAUUUAGAAAAUAAAACGUAAACUUUUCACAAAA
Molecule: messenger RNA, 2723 nt
Organism: Sitodiplosis mosellana (orange wheat blossom midge)
Lineage: Eukaryota; Metazoa; Arthropoda; Insecta; Diptera; Cecidomyiidae
Gene: hook
Product: protein hook
Exons: 8
Coding region: 263-2287 (674 amino acids)
Biological process (GO): cytoskeleton-dependent intracellular transport; cytoplasmic microtubule organization
Cellular component (GO): centrosome; cytoplasm
Molecular function (GO): dynein light intermediate chain binding; microtubule binding
Source: RefSeq, a predicted model, not a curated record